Molecule: messenger RNA, 746 nt
Organism: Acyrthosiphon pisum (pea aphid)
Lineage: Eukaryota; Metazoa; Arthropoda; Insecta; Hemiptera; Aphididae
Source: RefSeq, a predicted model, not a curated record
GCGGUGAACCGAUUGCAGAACGCCGCGGACUUCGCGAUCGCAGGUGAAGCUUCCAGUAAAUCUUUAGUAGUCGUGAAUUCUUCAGAAGCUCUACGUACAGAACAAUGAUUUCAACAAAGCGAAGGGUAAAACAUAUUUUGCUCCUGUGAAUUAAAGUGAACAUUGUUUUAAUAGUGCACUGUCAUCGUGCACAUGCAUUUUCAAUGUAAAAACUAACAGCACUACCUAUGAUUUUGAUGAAGAUCGAUUGUCCAAAACCAAAGUAUAGACGAUUGGUUAGGUGAUUUUAUUAAAUUAGAUAAACAUAAUAUUAUGUUUCUCUUCAUACCUAAAUGUUAUUUUAUUAGUGAGAGCUAAUUAUUGUAAAUACUCGAUAAUAUUGAUAUACAAUUAUUAUACGGACAUAGGUACCUAUUAUAUAGAUGAUAUUAAAACUAAUCGUUAUAAUUUAAAUGAGAUAACGAUAAGUAGUAAUAAGGUGUAUACUAUAUAUUAUAAUAUUUUUACUAUUCAAUUUUGUUAUACGUAAAACUCAAAUGUAUAUCUAAUAUAUCUAUGUAUAAUUUGGAAUGUAAUUAUUUAAUAUUAUACAAUUGUAUUUGUAUUAAUUUUAAAAGUUUAAUUAGUAUGAUUGGUAUUUAAUAAUGUCCUUGUGAACAAUUUUGUUAAGGUAACCAGCGUAAUUUGUGCCAUUCGUGGUUAAGUUAGGUUACCCAGCUAAAUAAAUAAAUAAUAAUAGUUUAUAA